Molecule: messenger RNA, 1336 nt
Organism: Diaporthe batatas
Lineage: Eukaryota; Fungi; Ascomycota; Sordariomycetes; Diaporthales; Diaporthaceae
Product: proliferating cell nuclear antigen
Exons: 5
Coding region: 232-1011 (259 amino acids)
Biological process (GO): translesion synthesis; leading strand elongation; mismatch repair
Cellular component (GO): PCNA complex
Molecular function (GO): DNA polymerase processivity factor activity; DNA binding
Source: RefSeq, a predicted model, not a curated record
GGACGGAGGCGCGUCAUUCAAAAACCGUGGGCUGCGACUGUGACUUACCUGCCUCCUCCUCUCUCGGUGCCUGCUCAAACUACAAACCCUUUAUUUCACCUACUUGCGCAAACCAGCCUUACUUCUACACGAUACCCACCAAGCUCUUCCCAGACGAUCACAUCUCUCCAUCUUUCAUUCCCCCUUAACUAAUCCAGCAACUCUCUCUCUCUUCUCUUUCAGACAUUCACCAUGCUUGAGGCACGAUUGGACCAGGCGUCGAUCCUGAAGAAGGUGGUCGAGUCCAUCAAGGACCUUGUCCAAGAUUGCAACUUCGACUGCAAUGACUCGGGAAUCGCGCUGCAGGCCAUGGACAACUCGCACGUCGCGCUCGUGUCCAUGAUGCUCCAGGCCGACAGCUUCGCGCCGUACCGGUGCGACCGCAACAUCGCGCUGGGCGUCAACCUGACGUCCCUGACCAAGGUGCUCCGUGCCGCCCAGAACGAAGACAUCCUGACCAUCAAGGCCGAGGACGCGCCCGACAGCCUCAACCUGGUCUUUGAGAACGCCGAGAGCGACCGCCUGACCGAGUACGACCUCAAGCUCAUGGACAUUGACCAGGAGCACCUGGGCAUCCCCGAGACCGAGUACGCAGCCACCAUCAGCAUGCCCUCGGCCGAGUUCCGGAGAAUCAGCACGGAUCUGCUGGCCAUGUCCGAGUCUGUUACGAUCGAGGCGAGCAAGGACGGUGUCAAGUUCGCCUGCACCGGCGACAUUGGCAACGGUUCCGUGACUCUGCGCAGCCACCAAAAUGUCGAAAAGCCUAAGGAGAACAUCGAGAUUGAGCUGAGCGAGCCCGUGUCCCUGACCUUCUCCCUCAAGUACCUGGUCAACUUCUGCAAGGCCUCAUCCCUGUCGGACACGGUCAAGAUCUGCCUGUCCAACGAGGUGCCCCUGCUGGUUGAGUACAUUGUGAAGGGCAACAGCUACCUGCGCUUCUACCUGGCCCCGAAGAUCGGUGACGAUGAGUAAUUGCUUGGAGAGCGACUUUGAUGUACGAGCGAGGACAGGCGGCCGUGCGGCAGCAAUGUCUGGCCUUUGGAGACAGUCCUGUGCACCUCGUCCCGGAGGACGCCGCACCCCAUAUUAUGCUUGCCGGGUGGCCUGCCCGGCUCACCCCUUCAAGAGCAGGGGCAUACGGUCCAGGGUCCUGUUACAUGCGGUAUUGUGAAAAUUGGAGGAGGCGAGCCUGUGUCUGGGCGUUGCAGGAUAAUGCGCUUUUUAUCAUCAUAGAAAUGGGGAGUGCAGCAGCAUCAUGUUCGAUACGAUAUUCGACGUUAAUGAAAAACGAGACCAC